GACAUCCCGUGCCCCUCCCGGCUCGGCGCUCCCGUGCCAAUGGGAUCGGCGGCCGCGGCCGAGCCCUCGGCGGGGCGGGGCGGGCCGGGAGCCGCCCCCGGCGGAGCCGCGGGACCCGCGGGCGGCGGAGCGGGGAGCCCCGGAGCUGACCCCCGGCGAGGUGUGAGCGGGGCCGGGCGGAGCUGCCCGGGCAGAGCCGCGCCGUGCCCGGGCACCGCCGUGCCCCCGGGGCGGGCUGGCAGCGGCGCCUCGCAGCUGCCCGGUGUUACCUGUGCAGAUGAACGAAGACUUCCCCAGCUGAGCUCUCCUGAGCCAAGAGCUGCGUGCGGGGAGGCACCAAAUGGUCUCUGUGAGCUGCCAGGACCUGCUGCCCUCCCUGACCGGCCCUUCCCUGCUCGAGAGCUUGGCCAGUGCCCUGCAGUGCAGGAUGCCACCGUCCCUUCUGCCAGGACACGCCGGUGACCGGCCUUGUGCCCACCCAGAGGGCUCUGGCCACGUCCUGGCGGGCAGCACCGGCCACGCCGAGGGCAUCCCGCUGCCCGGUGCCAAGGCAGAGCCCCCCAAAGCCCAGCUCAGCGAGGCCCAGCUCAGGCUGCCCGACUUCUGCCUCUCCCAGGACUUCAUCCCCACGCUGGAGGAGAUCGAGGAGUUCCUCAGGGAGAAGGCAGAGCUCCCCAGGGAUGGAGCGGGAGAGCCUCACCCUGCGGGGUGGAAGGUGGAGAGCAGAGCUGAGCUCAGCUCUGGGGCACAGCUCAUCCCCAGGGCGCACCAGGGAGAGGGAGGACACAUCCCAAACGCUGCCGCUGACCAGGCAGCGGCUGCUGGCAGCAUCCCCGUUGUCCUGCAGCUCCAGCCUCUCCCCAUGGACAGCAUCCCCUCCCCGGCACAGGCUGGGGGUGUCAGGGUGGCCCAGCUGCUGAUCAGCCUGCAGGGCCCGAAUCUGCCCCUCAUCCCUCAGCUGCAGCCCCCCGGCCCCGUCCUGGACCAGAAAUACAUCCGGAUCGCGCCGCUGCCCGCGGCCCCGGGGGACGCGCGGGAGGCGGGGGCGGCCCCCGGGGCUCCGCAGGGCUCCCCCGGCCCGCUCCGCGCCCACCGCUGCGCCCACCCGGGCUGCGGGAAGGUUUACUCCAAGAGCUCGCACCUGAAGGCGCAUUUCCGCCGCCACACGGGGGAAAAACCCUACACCUGCGCCUGGCCCGACUGCGGCUGGAGGUUCUCCCGCUCGGAUGAGCUCUCCCGCCACAAGCGCUCCCACUCCGGGGUCAAGCCCUACCAGUGCACGGCCUGCGAGAAGAGGUUUGCCCGCAGUGACCACCUGGCCAAGCACCUGAAGAUCCACCGGGGCCAGCCCUGCAGCCCGCGGACGCUGCCAGGGGGCAGCAGGAGUUAAUUCCUGCUGCUCGUCCCUCCAGGGAGGUGCCAGGGAGGGGGAUUCAGAGCAGGAAGCGCUGCUGAGGAGGGGGAGAUGACUCCUGGACAAGUGACAGGAGAUUUUGUUGUCCCUCUUUUCGAGGGUGAUGGUAUUCCCGGGUUGUUUGUGGCCUUUCUGUCCCUCUUUGAAAUACACGUGAUGGAAACCAGCGUGGGUUUGGGGUGUGUGGGGGAAAUUGGGGUCACGCUGAAAAACAGGGAUCAGGUGUUUCAGGAUCCCUGAAUCCCAGAAUGGUUUGGGUUGGGAGAGACCUUAAAGCUCAUCCCAUGGGCAGGGGCAAUUCCCGCUAUCCCAGGCUGCUCCAACCUGGCCUGGGACACCUCCAGGGAUCCAUGGAAUUCCACCCCAGCCCCUCAUCCCCCUCAGAGCCAGGAAUUCCAUCCUCAAAUCCAUCCCUGCCCUCUGGCAGUGGGAAGCCGUUCCCUGUGUCCUGUCCCUGCAUCCCUGAUGGGAUGGGGAUGGAUGGGGGCUGAAACCAAUAUUGACACUUCCCAACAUGGUUGUUUUGUCCCUAAAUCUGCUUUUUUUGGGGUGCUGGUGGUUUCUCACCUGGCUGGCCCUGGACACUGUGGUGUCCUCUGGCUGCUCGACAACACCACAGGGACAGGAGCCGGAUUUUGUGGAGCCUCAAAGGCACCAGGAGAACAGCGGGCAGCACCAGCCAAGCCCUUCCCACCACAGAAGGACAUUCCCAAGGAUGUGCGAGGAGCCCCGAGGAGCUGAGAGCCCCAGCCAGGGCAGCAGAGCAGCUCUCAGGCUGCUGACGUCCUCCCCCUGUUUGCCUUUUGGUUAAUUAAAGGCCAGCUCCUCGCUGGGCUGCCAACUCCCCGAGCCUCUGCAAACACCUGGGAGGGAGCGAGGUGCUUGUACAAACACGGGAUCGGCGUCAGGAGCUGCGGGAGGGCUGCUGCCCUUUCCACGGGGCUGUGCCAGCCUGGAUUUCGGUGCCUGCAGGCUCCGGGCUGUGCUGGUGCCCUCUCGCUGAUGCCCUGGCAGGGCACAGCUCCAGGAGCUGCCCUUGAGCUGCUGUGGGGAGAGGGGAGGUCGAGUUGAACCCGAAAUCAGCUCAGGUCUUCUGGCUGCCCCGUGGAGGGCGGGUUUGGAGAGCAGAGGAUGUUCCCUGCUGGCCCUGAGGAAGGAGGAGGCUGCAGGGGUGGAAAUGGAGGUGGUGUCCUGCUCUGAGGGCUGAGAGGAGCUCCCCUGGGUGAGGCACCAAAAUUCUGGGUGAGAAACGUGAGGCUGGGAAGGGCUCAGCCCUUAUGGGGCUGGAGGUGGCUGUGGUGUCCCAGCAGAGCUCCAAGGAAAGAGGAGCAAGGCAGCUGAAAAUCCUGCAUUUAUUUGUUAUUCUAAAAUAUUUGGGGAUGCUGAUUCCUUCCCCAAAGGAGCUGGAGACCGACAGGGCAGGGCCCUUCUCAGCUCUGAGGCUGCACUGAGGGCUCCUCCUGCAGUUUGUCACUCCAGGGCCACAAUCCAGCCUGGCACCUGCUGCUGUACGAGCAGGAGAAGUGUCCUUUCCCCCACAAACAGCUAAAAAUUCCUCCAAACCCCAAACUCCCUGUGCACAGAUGCUGAGGAGAAAUGUAACCAAAGCUGGCUUGGGGUUUGGAUCCUUCCUUGUGGAAACAGCAGCUGAGGGAUGGCUCCUGGCCCGGGGAAUGGGCUGUGGCUGCUCCUGAGGAGAGUCCUCAGGGUGAUUCCCAAAAUCCACCCGCGUCCCUGCCGCCCUGGAUGCCCGGGCAGGGCUUGUGGCAGGAGUCCCACUGCUCUCCUCAGCUCCAGGCUCUCCCCAGGGCCUGGCAGGGCUGAGCCCUCCCUGCUGAGCCCCAGGUGUGGCUCGGCUGUGCUGCCACCGCCGCCUGUGGCAGGGCUCUGUCCCCGGGUGUGCAGGUGGAGGUGUGAGAGCCCCGGGGGCUCCUGGCAGUGUUUGCAGAGCUGUUCCUGCCGGGAGCCUUUCCCAGGGAUUUCCUGGAGAGCUGAGCUGCCCUGGGAGCUGUCCCCGUGUGCUGUGGGUGCUGCAGCGCUGCUCUGGGCUGGCCAGGUGUGACCAGGUGUGAGCAGAUAUGAGCAGGUGACCCCAGGUGUGACCCCAGAUAUGAGCAGGUGUGACCCCAGGUAUGACCAGAUAUGACCAGGCAUGACCCCAGGUGUGACCCCAGGUGUGACCAAGUGUGGCCAGGUGUGACCCCAGAUGUGACCAGGUGUGACCUCAGAUAUGACCAGGCAUGACCUCAGGUGUGACCAGGUGUGAGCAGAUACGAGCAGGUGACCCCAGGUGUGACCCUAGAUGAUCCCAGGUAUGAACAGAUGUGACCAGAUGUGACCCCAGGUGAUCCUAGAUAUGAGCAGAUGUGAUCACAGCUGUGACCCCAAUGUGACCCCAGUUGUGACCAGAUGUGGUCCCAGGUGUGACCAGGUGUGAGCAGGAUCCAGCGGGGAGCCCCACCCCUGUUGGGUGAUGCUGCAGGGUGAGCAGCCGGCUCUGCCCCAGCCCAUUCCUUUUGUUGCCGUGGUUCGUGCCCGGCUCAGACUCGCCCCGUGCCCUCUGUGCCGCGGGCUCUGUGCCCGGGCCCCGUGCCAGCCUGACUCACGCCCGUCUCUGCCUUCAUCCAUCCCCCUGCUCCUCUCAGCGCUCCCUGCCCGUCCCGGACCUGCCCCGUCCUGCCUCCCUCCGCUCCCAGCCCAAGGCAACGCGCACACGGCAGAGUUUCCAGAUUUUGGAGGGGGAAGUUUUGGGUCUCAUCCUCAAUCCAAGGCCCCUCUCCGCUCUCCAGAGGAUCCACGCUGCUCCUGGGUUGGUUUUGCUGGGGAACACAGGGCUGGGAGCGCUGGGAGCAGGGACUUGGAGCUCCCCUGGUUUGUUUUUCCAUCCUUUUCCGCCAACCGCAAAGGGAGAGGAGAUAUUUU
Molecule: messenger RNA, 4336 nt
Organism: Prinia subflava (tawny-flanked prinia)
Lineage: Eukaryota; Metazoa; Chordata; Aves; Passeriformes; Cisticolidae
Product: Krueppel-like factor 15
Exons: 4
Coding region: 341-1390 (349 amino acids)
Biological process (GO): regulation of transcription by RNA polymerase II
Molecular function (GO): DNA-binding transcription factor activity, RNA polymerase II-specific; RNA polymerase II cis-regulatory region sequence-specific DNA binding
Source: RefSeq, a predicted model, not a curated record